Molecule: messenger RNA, 7673 nt
Organism: Cebus imitator (Panamanian white-faced capuchin)
Lineage: Eukaryota; Metazoa; Chordata; Mammalia; Primates; Cebidae
Gene: TSPOAP1
Product: TSPO associated protein 1
Exons: 32
Coding region: 865-6444 (1859 amino acids)
Biological process (GO): neuromuscular synaptic transmission
Cellular component (GO): mitochondrion
Molecular function (GO): protein binding
Source: RefSeq, a predicted model, not a curated record
UGAGGCUCAGCCCUCCUCGGAGCCCACCAUCUCGAGGCUCCCAGACUGUAAGGGACCCCUGCAGUCCCCAGAGCUGAGGCCGGCAGGGGCUGAGACUAUGAGGCAAGCAGCCCAUCGACCCAGGCCUCCUUAGGACCAGCCCAGCCACCCAGCAAGCGAGACAGCAGCAGCAGAGAGCGGAGCCGGAGAUAAAGGACCACAGCGGACCACUGGGGAUCCCCAGCAGCUCCUGAAGCCCCUGGCCAGGCUGAGGGGUUUCGACGGAUGGCCAGACACACAGACACUGACAGACACACAACAACACCGAUGCACACAGCUGCACGACACUGACACACUCAGAUACAACCAGUGACAGCAUCACAUACUGCCACAGCCCUGCAAUACAGACACCCACACACAGAGAAACAACUGGCAACUCUGAAAUGGGCAGACAGUGACACACAGCACCACCCCCCUCAACACGUAGAAGUGGGGGCACCCAUCUUCCCAACGCACAAGGCAGCAUUGAGCUGCACGGACAGACCUGGAGACACACACGCACACCCUCACCCAGGCGCAGCUGUCGGUGGCCUCUGCACAUCCUCCCCACCCCCACGGGGGACACCCUCGCUUCUCCACAUACUGGCGCACACACAUAGCCACCAGCAAACAUAGCUCACAUAUCCCUGGCUCCAGCUCUGGCAGCCCUGGCACCUUCUGCAGCCUCCUUUGUGGGUGGGGAAGAGCUCAGCCAACCUUGGAUGGAGCAUCGGUGAAGCAAGAGCUCAGAGGGGAGAGGAGCUGGCCUGGCAUGACCCUCGCCAGUCCCCUCAGCUGGCUGGGUGAUGUCCCCCGGCCCGGGUUCUGGAGCCCCUUGGCAGUACUAUGGAGCAACUGACAACCCUCCCACGGCCUGCGGACCCUGGAACCAUGGAGCCAUGGGCACUGCCCACCUGGCAGAGCUGGACUCCAGGUCGAGGGGGUGAACCUGGCAGUGCAGCCCCAAGGGUUGCCGAUAUUCCUCCGGGAGCUCUGCAGCUCCGAGAACUGAGGUCUGAGGAGAGUUCCGAGCCCAAAGGCACCCAGAGCUCCAGGCCCGUGGGGUGCACUGACUCUGAAGGAGCAGAGGCUGGUCUACCACGCCUGGGCCAGCAAGCAUCAAGCUCUGGACCCACCUGCCUGAGGCCAGAGGAUGAGGAAGUAGAGGCUUUCCCAAAGGCCAAGCUGAACAUGGGCUUCGGGGACAGGCCCAAUCUGGAGCUGCUGAGGGCCCUGGGGGAGCUGCAGCAGCGCUGUGCCAUCCUUAAGGAGGAAAACCAGAUGCUGAGAAAGAGCAGCUUCCCUGAGACAGAAGAGAAGGUGCGGAGGCUGAAGAGGAAGAAUGCCGAGCUGGCGGUCAUUGCCAAGCGCCUGGAGGAGAGGGCCCGAAAGCUGCAGGAAACGAACCUGAGGGUGGUGAGUGCCCCCUUUCCCCGGCCGGGGGCCAGCUUGGAGUUGUGUCGGAAGGCCCUAGCCCGCCAGCGAGCCCGGGACCUCAGUGAGACAGCCAGUGCACUGCUGGCCAAGGACAAGCAGAUUGCUGCCUUGCAGCGGGAGUGCAGGGAGCUGCAGGCCAGGCUCACCCUGGUGGGCAAGGAGGGUCCCCAGUGGCUCCACGUGCGGGACUUCGAUCGGCUGCUGCGCGAGUCCCAGAGGGAGGUGCUGCGGCUGCAGAGGCAGAUCGCGCUGCGCAACCAGAGGGAGACGCCCCCACGCCCGCCGUCCCGGCCCCAGGGUCCUGCUCCCCAGGCCAGAGCAGGGGCGCCGGCUCCCGGGGCCCCGGGAGAGGCCACGCCCCAGGAGGAUGUGGACAACCUACCGGUGGUUCUAGGGGAGCCAGAGAAACAGCAGAGGGUGCAGCAGCUGGAAUCAGAGCUCAGCAAGAAGCGGAAGAAAUGCGAGAGCCUGGAGCAGGAAGCCCGGAAAAAGCAGAGGCGAUGUGAGGAGCUGGAACUGCAGCUGAGAGAAGUGCAGAAUGAGAAUGCCCGCCUGGUGGAGGAGAACUCCCGGCUCAGUGGGAGAGCCACAGAGAAGGAGCAGGUGGAGUGGGAGAAUGUGGAGCUAAGGGGCCAGCUCCUGGGGGUGACACAGGAGAGGGACUCAGCCCUUCGCAAGAGCCAGGGCCUGCAGAGCAAGCUGGAGAGCCUGGAGCAGGUGCUGAAGCACAUGCGGGAGGUGGCCCAGAGGCGGCAGCAGCUGGAGGUGGAGCAUGAGCAGGCUCGUCUCAGCCUGCGGGAGAAGCAGGAGGAGGUCCGGAGGCUGCAGCAGGCCCAGGCAGAAGCCAAGAGGGAACAUGAAGGGGCCGUGCAGCUGCUGGAGUCUACCCUGGAUUCCAUGCAGGCCCGGGUGCGAGAGCUCGAGGAACAGUGCCGCAGUCAGACCGAGCGCUUCAGCCUCCUGGCUCAGGAACUCCAGGCCUUCCGCCUGCACCCGGGCCCCUUGGAUCUGCUCACCUCUGCCCUGGACUGCAGGACGCUUGGAGACCGCCCACCACCCCCGUGCUGCUGCUCCACCCCCCAGCCUUGCCGGGGAUCUGGCCCCAAAGACCUUGACCUCCCGCCGGGCUCCCCCGGGCGCUGCACCACAAAGUCUUCUGAGCCUGCCCUUGCCACCCUCACUGGGGUCCCUCGAAGGACAACCAAGAAGGCAGAGUCUCUCUCCAACUCCUCCCGCUCCGAGUCCGUCCACAACAGCCCCAAGUCAUGCCCUACACCUGAGGUGGACACAGCCAGUGAGGUAGAGGAGCUGGAGGCGGACAGUGUCUCCCUGCUCCCAGCCGCACCAGAAGGCAGCCGGGGAGGAGCCAGGAUCCAGGUCUUCCUAGCGCGUUAUAGCUACAACCCCUUCGAGGGCCCCAAUGAGAAUCCAGAAGCAGAGCUUCCGCUGACAGCUGGCGAGUACAUCUACAUCUAUGGCAACAUGGAUGAGGAUGGCUUUUUUGAAGGCGAGCUCAUGGAUGGCCGAAGGGGCCUGGUCCCUUCCAAUUUUGUAGAGCGUGUGUCGGACGAUGACCUCCUGACCUCCCUCCCUCCAGAGCUGGCUGACUUGUCCCACAGCUCAGGGCCUGAACUCAGUUUCCUGAGUGUGGGUGGGGGUGGCAGCAGCAGCGGGGGCCAAAGCAGCGGGGGACGGAGCCAGCCCAGACCCGAGGAGGAGGAUGCAGGGGACGAGCUCAGUCUGAGCCCAUCACCGGAGGGCCUGGGCGAGCCUCCUGCUGUGCCUUACCCCCGCCGUCUGGUGGUCCUCAAGCAGCUGGCCCACAGCGUGGUGCUGGCCUGGGAGCUGCCUCCAGAGCGAGUGGAGCUACACGGCUUCCAUAUCUCUGUGAAUGGGGAGCUGCGACAGGCCCUGGGGCCCGGGGCGCCACCCAAGGCUGUGCUGGAGAACCUGGACCUGGGGGCCGGGCCCCUUCACAUUUCUGUCCAGGCCCUGACCAGCCAGGGCAGCUCCGACCCACUGCGCUGUUGCUUGGCGGUGGGUGCCCGGGCCGGAGUGGUACCCAGCCAGCUGCGGGUCCAUCGGUUGACAGCCACAUCUGCUGAGAUCACCUGGGUGCCCGGCAAUAGCAACUUGGCCCAUGCCAUCUACCUCAAUGGGGAAGAGUGCCCACCUGCCCGCCCCAGUACCUACUGGGCCACCUUCUGCCACUUACGGCCUGGCACACCCUAUCAGGCCCGAGUGGAGGCUCAGCUCCCACCCCAAGGGCCCUGGGAACCAGGCUGGGAGAGGCCGGAGCAGCGGGCUGCCACCCUGCAGUUCACCACACUCCCAGCAGGCCCGCCUGAUGCCCCCCUGGAUGUGCAGAUUGAGCCUGGGCCCUCCCCUGGGAUCUUGAUCAUCAGUUGGCUCCCAGUCACCAUUGAUGCUGCUGGCACAUCCAACGGUGUCCGGGUCACAGGCUAUGCCAUCUAUGCUGAUGGGCAGAAGAUCAUGGAGGUGGCCUCGCCCACGGCAGGCAGUGUGCUGGUGGAGCUGUCCCAGCUGCAGCUGCUGCAGGUGUGCCGCGAGGUGGUCGUGCGCACCAUGUCGCCCCACGCUGAGUCGGCAGACUCCAUCCCCGCUCCCAUCACUCCUGCCCUGGCUCCGGCCAGCCUGCCAGCUCGAGUCUCCUGCCCCUCACCACGACCAGGCCCAGAGGCCAGAGCACCCCUUGCUUCAGCCUCCCCAGGGCCUGGAGACCCCAGCUCUCCUCUCCAGCACUCUGGUCCCCUUGGAACUCAAGAGCCCCCAGGAGCACCCCCUGCAAGCCCUUCCAGAGAGCUGCCAAAAGGGGUCCACGAGGACCCUCCAGCACCUUGCUCCCAGGGGGAGGCUGGGGCAGCGGUGCUGGGCACCUCAGAGGAGAGGACAGCCACCACGUCCGCUCUGGAUGAGAAGGACCCUGGCCCCGCAGUUCCCUCACUGGCUGAGCAGGAGGCCGAGUGGACUGCAGGAGAGGCCUGCCCAGCCCCCAGCUCCGCUCAGGGAGCACUGGCCCCACAGGGGCUGAACACAGAGAUGUGCCAAGGAGGAGACCCAGGGUCUGGGCUGAGGCCCAGGGCUGAGAAGGAGGACACGGCAGAGCUUGGGGUUCAUCUGGUGAACUCCCUGGUGGACCACAGCCGAAACUCAGACCUGUCAGACAUCCAGGAGGAAGAGGAGGAGGAGGAGGAGGAGGAGGAGGAAGAAGAGCUGGGUUCCAGGACUUGCUCCUUCCAGAAGCAGGCUGCUGGCAACAGCACCAGGGAGAAUGGGGCCAAGUCCCAGCCCGAACCCCUUUGUGAGACUGACAGCGAUGAGGAGAUCUUGGAGCAGAUCCUGGAGCUGCCCCUCCAGCAGUUCUGCAGGAAGAAGCUAUUUAGCAUCCCCGAGGAGGAGGAGGAAGAGGAGGAGGAGGAGGAAGAGGAGGAUGAGGAGGAGAAGCCAGGGGCAGGCUGUUCUUCCCAAGACCCUGGCCAGCCUGAAUCUGCGUUGCUGGGGCUGGGCUGUGACAGUGGUCAGCCCCGAGGACCUGGCCAGUGUCCCUUGUCUCCUGAGCCCUCCAGGGCUGGAGACUGCCUGGAGGACAUGCCUGGAGGAAGCAGCCGGAGGAGAGGAGGGGGGUCCCCUGAGAAGCCCCCAAGCCGCAGGCGGCCUCCAGAUCCCCGUGAACACUGCAGCCGACUUCUCAGCAACAAUGGGCCCCAGGCCUCUGGACGACCAGGCCCCACAAGGGAGAGGGGUGGCCUCCCUGUAAUUGAGGGCCCCAGGACUGGACUAGAGGCUAGUGGGAGAGGGCGGCUGGGCCCUUCCCGGAGGUGCUCCCGUGGCUGGGCCCUGGAACCUGGCCUGGCCAGCUGCCUUUCCCCUAAGUGCUUGGAAAUCAGCAUUGAAUAUGAUUCGGAGGACGAACAGGAGGCGGGCAGCGGGGGCAUCAGCAUCACCAGCUCCUGCUACCCCGGAGAUGGGGAGGCCUGGGGCACAGCAACCGUAGGAAGGCCCAGGGGGUCUCCGAAGGCCAAUUCAGGCCCCAAACCCUACCCACGCCUCCCGGCCUGGGAGAAAGGGGAGCCAGAGCGGAGAGGCCGCAGUGCGACGGGCAGAGCCAAGGAGCCACUCUCCCGGGCGACAGAGACUGGAGAGUCCAGAGGGCAGGACGGCUCUGGGCGGAGGGGCCCCCAGAAGAGAGGUGCCCGAGUCCCCAGGCCAAGCAUUGCAGAGCUGGUCCCUGUGAGGAGCCCCUCGGAAGCACUGGCUUACCAGCACCUACCCAUCAGGAUCUUUGUGGCUCUAUUUGACUAUGACCCUGUGUCAAUGUCGCCUAAUCCCGAUGCUGGAGAAGAAGAGCUUCCCUUCCGAGAGGGUCAGAUCCUGAAGGUGUUUGGGGACAAGGAUGCCGACGGCUUCUACCGGGGCGAAGGUGGGGGCCGGACAGGCUACAUUCCCUGCAACAUGGUGGCUGAGGUGGCUGUGGACAGCCCUGCCGGGAGACAGCAGCUGCUCCAGCGGGGUUACUUGUCCCCAGAUAUUCUCCUCGAGGGCUCAGGGAAUGGUCCCUUUGUGUACUCCACAGCCCGCACAGCUGGGCCUCCUCCCAAGCCCCGCCGCUCCAAAAAGGCUGAGUCUGAAGGCCCUGGCCAGCCCUGUCCAGGCCCCCCCAAGCUGAUCCCCUCUGCUGACCUGAAAGCUCCCCGCUCCAUGGUGGCUGCAUUUGACUACAACCCCCGGGAGAGUUCCCCCAAUAUGGACGUGGAGGCAGAGCUGCCCUUCCGGGCAGGGGACGUCAUUACUGUGUUCGGAGGCAUGGACGAUGACGGUUUCUACUAUGGGGAAUUGAAUGGACAAAGGGGCCUGGUUCCAUCCAACUUCCUGGAGGGCCCUGGGCCUGAGGCAGGCAGCCUGGACAGGGAGCCCAGAACAUCCCAGGCUGAGAGUCAGAGAACGAGGAGGAGAAGAGUCCAGUGCUAGAUGGAGAUAGAUAUAUGUAGAGAGAAAGCAACAUGACUGGGUCUGUGCCACACAAGGGCCCCUGGGCCCCCCAGGUGGGCCUUGUGCCCCCAACCCUGGCAGCUCCCCCAGGAUUGAACGUGGGGAGCCCCCGGGCAGAAGCGAGAAGGUGUGGGGUCUCUUCUUCAAGGGGAAGCAGCUCCUCAGGAGGCUGGGCUCUGGGAAGAAGGAGUGAAGCUGUGGCCCAUCCUGCAGGAGGAAGAGGCGGAGAGGCCCCCAGAUCACCAUCUCUGCUGAGUAGGGAAGGCUCAGACUGGGCCCAGAGCCCCUGUUCUUCUGCAUUAACACUGUGGCACUCAGAGGGGACCAAAGAGCCUUGGUGAAGGUCAGGGCUCCUUAAGGACGAACUCUCUAGAGAAGCACCUUCCUCCUCCAGGAGGGGAAACUGAGCCCACAGUGAGUAUGUAACUUGAGCCAGGACUGGACCCAGGACCCUCGUGUCCUGGUCCACCCACCUCGUCUACUAGUGUCCUACCAUGCUGGGCUAGUCCCUUCUGACACCCUCCCCAGUCCCAGACGGGCCCUUGGGGGAGAAAGGAGCCUGUGACCCCCAUGGCUCUGGCUGUCCUGAUCAUGUCUUCCCUCCCCUGAAGGAAAGUUUGCACUGGAUUCUCUUGGAGCCCCACCUCCCCAGCGGGCAGGUGGGCGGAGCCGUGUAUAUAUGUACAUACUCAGUGCCUCCGUUCAGCUUCCUCCACCUCGCUUCCACCGCACAGGCCCGGGAAGGAGAAAGCCCAAACCAAAGUGGGCCCCACCCCGCCCCCAUCGUGCUGCACCCCUCCCUGUCGGGGCCUCCUGGCUCCUGUGUGGUCUCACCCGCAAAGACCCUGGGGCCAGCGAGCCAAAAGCAGGAGUUGGGUUUGCCUUAUUUUGCUCAUUGGAUUCAACUUCUCUUUUGCAUAGUUUUCUUCUCACCCCUGUUGGAGUCCAGGGGCUGGAGAAAAGGACAGAUUUAUGCAGCUAUUUUCAUACAUUCCCUGUUCAGAGCGGGGUAGGGGUUCUCCACCCUUACCCUACCCACUCCAUCCCCCAUCCUCUACUGGGUGAGGGUCUCUUUGCAUGUUCCCUUUGCUGUGGUGGGAGAUUGACUGAACCCCCACCCCCACUUUGGUCUUCAGGGGUGUGGAAUGGUGGGGGAAUUUGUUUAAAAAGACAUUUUAUUAUAAUAAAGUCUAUUUUCACAAAAUCUA